Messenger RNA from Solanum dulcamara, 2396 nucleotides. RefSeq names its product sucrose transport protein SUC4. The transcript is spliced from 6 exons. Bases 320 to 1822 code for a protein of 500 amino acids. Gene Ontology annotation, cellular component: plasma membrane; vacuole. The record is from RefSeq and is a predicted model, not a curated record. NCBI's taxonomy places the organism in Eukaryota, Viridiplantae, Streptophyta, Magnoliopsida, Solanales, Solanaceae. Gene Ontology annotation, biological process: sucrose transport. Gene Ontology annotation, molecular function: sucrose:proton symporter activity.
UUACAAAAAAGAAAUUAGGGAAUGACAGCACUCCAAAUUCCAAAAGGUGUAAAGCAAUUCUAGGCAUAUAUACCAGCCUACAUAAUCCACCCCACGCCUUUGAGAUAAUUACAACUCUACCCUGAGAAUAAUCUAUUUUCGUGCUCACUGUUAUCAAUAUAUACCGUAAUUUUAUUGUUCUGCAAGGGUAUUUAUUAUCUCUUUUUUAAACUCCAGCACAACCACCACACUCCUCCCUCUUCCACCACCUCACCACCUUUUUCCUCCCAAUUCUCCAUUAUCACACACAUCAAUACGUCGACGUUUUGAUAUUUGUACGAUGCCGGAGAUAGAAAGGCACAGAACAAGGCAUAGCCGACCGGCGAUUCGAGAACCGGUAAAACCCAGAGUACCACUGAGACUACUGUUUCGAGUAGCUUCGGUAGCCGGUGGAAUUCAAUUCGGCUGGGCUUUACAACUAUCACUGCUCACACCUUACGUGCAAGAGCUUGGAAUACCGCAUGCUUGGGCGAGCAUAAUAUGGCUCUGUGGACCGCUUUCAGGUUUACUGGUUCAGCCUUUAGUAGGUCACAUGAGUGACAAGUGCACAAGUCGGUUCGGUCGCCGGCGUCCGUUUAUUCUCGCCGGAGCAUUAUCGAUCAUGAUUGCGGUGUUGAUUAUCGGUUUCUCUGCUGAUAUUGGCUGGCUUUUAGGUGAUCGAGGUGAAAUAAAAGUGCGAGCAAUAGCGGCGUUUGUUGUAGGGUUUUGGCUUCUCGAUGUUGCUAAUAAUAUGACUCAAGGACCUUGCAGAGCUCUUCUUGCUGAUCUUACACAAAAGGAUCAUAGAAGAACUCGGGUAGCAAAUGCAUAUUUUUCCUUAUUUAUGGCCAUUGGGAACAUCCUUGGCUUUGCAACUGGAUCUUACAGUGGCUGGUUCAAGAUCUUCCCUUUCACCCUCAAUUCUGCAUGCACCAUCAACUGUGCCAAUCUAAAGGCUGCUUUUAUUAUCGACAUUAUUUUUAUUGCAGCAACUACAUGUAUUAGCAUAUCGGCAGCCAAUGAGCAGCCUCUAGAUCCCAGUCGGGGUUCCUCUCAUACUGGAGAAGAGAUUGCCGAAUCAAGCCAUGGUCAAGAAGAAGCUUUUCUCUGGGAGUUGUUUGGAAUUUUCAAGUAUUUCCCAGCUGUUGUUUGGGUCAUCCUGCUUGUCACUGCCCUAACAUGGAUUGGAUGGUUUCCGUUUCUUUUGUUCGAUACUGACUGGUUUGGUCGAGAAAUUUAUGGUGGUGAACCAAAUGACGGAAAGAAUUAUAGUGCAGGAGUCCGAAUGGGUUCAUUGGGUCUAAUGUUGAAUUCUGUGCUUCUUGGAAUAACUUCAUUGUUCAUGGAGAAGCUCUGUCGAAAAUGGGGGGCUGGUUUCACGUGGGGAGUUUCAAACGUGGUCAUGUCUCUCUGCUUUAUAGCCAUGCUUAUAAUUACUGCUGUUAGGAGUAACAUAGACAUUGGCCAGGGUCUUCCUCCUGAUGGCAUUGUUAUUGCUGCGCUAGUUGUAUUUUCUAUUCUUGGGAUCCCACUAGCUAUUACAUACAGUGUUCCAUAUGCUUUAGUAUCAUCAAGGAUUGAAGCUCUAGGGCUUGGACAAGGCUUGUCAAUGGGCGUUCUGAACCUGGCAAUUGUGUUCCCACAGAUCGUGGUUUCACUUGGAAGUGGGCCAUGGGAUGAGCUAUUUGGUGGAGGCAAUUCACCAGCCUUUGUUGUGGCUGCGCUUUCAGCAUUUGCUGGUGGACUUAUAGCCAUCUUGGCGAUUCCUCGAACACGGGUUGAGAAACCCAAGAUCUUUGCAUGAGCCUGUUAUUCAAAAGCUUCCUUUUAGUGCGAACCUGGUCUGGAACUAAUUUACCCACAAGUGAUGAUUGCUUUGAUCAAAAUCAUCUAAUGAGAUUGGAACCAACAACUCUUACGCCACAAUUCCAAACUAGUUCGUGACACAAUCUAUUUCAAUCCAUUUGGAACCAUUUCAUUCCAAUAUUCAAUAGCUUAGUGUUCUCUUUCACUAGAUGUACUCUGCAAUUUCUACUGGUGUGUACAUACAUCUAAACAGAUAACAAAAACUUGUUGAACCUAAUGCAAGUAUACCAUCGUGACCAAGUUUUAUCCCAACUUGUUAGUAUCGUCUACAUGAUGAGGAUUGACUAGCUUUACACUGGUGGUAAAUCUGUUGCUAUUCUCCUCCUCCAAUUGGGUUUGAAUUGACAAUGUGAACAAACUCACACAGGCAAAGUAAAUAAACACAUAAAAGGAAAAUUCGAAGUCUAGAAUCCACUUCAUGCUUGAUGUUUACAAUGUGAUCUCAGUAAGUAACGUACACCUGUAGUAUGUUUUUGUAGAGGAGAACUCGUUUGUGUUUGUUAUACGUUUUU